Molecule: messenger RNA, 666 nt
Organism: Schistosoma mattheei
Lineage: Eukaryota; Metazoa; Platyhelminthes; Trematoda; Strigeidida; Schistosomatidae
Source: the annotation of a GenBank genome assembly
AUGGCAUUUUCUAAAAAGUCUGUAAAAUUCUAUUCUGCAUUCCGUGAUUCCUAUAUAAUUCUAGCUUCUUUGAGAAUUAAAACUGUUACCAAUGAUGAAGUAGAGAAAGAAGCCGAUGUUCAGUAUGUCAUAGCAUCUAUCAAAUUGUUGAUUAUCGAUCAAGCUGAAAUGUUAAUAAUGCAAAAUCGGGCUACUGUACAAAAGAUUGUCUCUUCACUCAAUCAACGUCCAACUGUUCUUGUGUUAGCGUCAGCUGCACGUAUCCGAUUAUGUUACCUAGCUGGUUAUGGUAGACGUUAUCGUCAAACUCUAUUAUUUUCUGGCGUACCAUAUUUUUUGAUCACAUCAUUAUCAGGUGAAUGUGAAAAUUUUCAAGGCCUGAACUAUAUACCGCCAUUAUCACAUUACCCUGAUUUAUAUCCAACAUUUUUACCCGAUUGGGUACGUAUUCCUGAACUGAAUGCAUCUAUUCGAACUGGACAGAAACGUCAACAUUCAGAUAUGAAUGCUAUAAAGCAAGGAGAUAAAUCGUUAACAAAUUAUAACUUCAAGUUACAUUCAAUUUCACUUGUAGUUCCUGGACAAAUUUCUGUUAAAUCAUCUUGUACAAAAUUGGUCAUUAAAAAUAAUCAAUCAGAUUCAGACGAUGAUAGAAAUGUCACCUAA